AUGGUCGACUUCGAAAUCGUCCGAGCCGGCUUCCAGCACGCGCUCCGGGCGCCGCCCGCGGGUGCCCUCGCCGCCGUGGCCGCCCUCUACGGCGUCCUCUUCCACGCCCUCGUCCUCCGCAAACUGCAGGUGGAAGAACACCUCUACUCGUUCCUCGGCUCGUAUCUCGCGGCCAUGGGCGCGGUUUUCCCCAUCUGCCUAUUGGUCCUGGACGCGCGCGCAGCCCUCGCACGGGCGGCCCUGCUGAUCGUCUCGUUCAACGCGGGGCUGUAUCUCAGCAUGGGCGUUUACAGAGCGUUCUUCCACCGACUCCGCAAGUUUCCCGGGCCGUGGGGCGCGAAGCUGUCGCGGUUUUACGUCACGGCGACGUCGGCGAGGGAUGUGCAGUAUCACGUUGCGGUGAAGCGAUGGCAUGAGCAGUACGGGGACUUCAUCAGGACUGGACCGCGCGAACUGGCGAUUGUGAAAGCGUCGGCGGUGAAUCUCAUCUAUGGGCCGCAGUCCAAGUGUGGGAAGUCGACGUGGUAUACGCAGGUCUCGUCGGAUCAAAACGAGUGCUCGAUUCAUAUGACGAGGGACCCGAACGCGCAUAAGAACAGACGCAAGGCUUGGGACAGGGGGUUCUCGGUUAAGGCCAUCAACAGCUACGAGCCACGCAUUGUGGCGAAGGUGGACGAGUUGCUGCAGCAGAUGGGCCGGCAUGCAGCUGCAGGCAAGCCAAUGGACGCUACCAUGUGGUCGAUGCUCUUGACCUUCGACAUCAUGGGCUCAGUCGGCUUUGGCAAGGACUUUGGCGGGCUGAAGAGCGGCAUCGAGCACCCCGCCAUCAAGGGCAUCCACGACCACAUGGAAAUCCUCGGUAUCAUGGCCACGGUGCCGUGGCUCCUGAACAUUGCGUCCAAAAUCCCCGGCGCCACGGCUGGCUACGCGCCCUUCCGCGACUGGUGCGACGAGCAGGUCAGGACGAAGCACCAGACGUGGGCGGCGGAGAAGCAGCCGCAGGACAUCUUCUCGCACCUGCUCAAAGCCUUUGUCGAAAAGGACGCCACGGCGCCGCCGUCGGUGGCCUCGCUCCACGAAGACUCGCGGGCCGUCGUCAUCGCCGGGUCCGACACGACGGCCACGACGCUCGCACACGUGUGGUUCUUCCUAGCCAAGCACCCGGCGACGCAGCGCAAGCUCCAGGCGCAGCUCGACGGGGUCAUGGGGCGGCCCGAGGACUGGACGUACGCGGCGGCGCGGUCCGUCGGCUUCGUCGACGACGUCAUCAACGAGACGCUGCGGUUGAAACCGGUGCUGCUGACGGGCGGCUACCGCACGACGCCGCCGGAGGGCAUCGUUGUCGACGGUGUCCACGUCCCCGGCAACACCAACGUCUUUGUCCCCAUCCAGCUCGUCCAGACAGACGCCCGCUACCACCCCCACGCGGCCGAGUUCAUCCCCGAGCGCUUCGGCGAGCGCAGGGCCGAGUGCCAGACGGAGAAGCAGCCGUGGAUUCCCUUCAGCAUCGGACCGUACUCCUGCCCCGGCAAGUCCCUCGCGAUCGCGACGCUACGCACGGCCGUCAGCCAGAUCGCCAUGCGGUUUGAUGUCGAGCUCGCGGCGGGCGAGACGGGCGAGGCGUUCGACAAGGGCGCCAUGGAUACCUUUACCACGACGCUGAAGCCGCUGAUGGUGCGGUUUACCCCGAGGAGGAAAUGA
Molecule: messenger RNA, 1701 nt
Organism: Diplodia corticola
Lineage: Eukaryota; Fungi; Ascomycota; Dothideomycetes; Botryosphaeriales; Botryosphaeriaceae
Product: cytochrome p450
Exons: 5
Coding region: 1-1701 (566 amino acids)
Molecular function (GO): heme binding; monooxygenase activity; oxidoreductase activity, acting on paired donors, with incorporation or reduction of molecular oxygen
Source: RefSeq, a predicted model, not a curated record